CAAAUUUUAGAUGCGGUCACACUGUGUGCCACAGUUGUUUAUUAUUCGCGGUAAAUGAGAAGAAAAAUAACAAAACAAGAUGACAAUAUUGUAUAGAGUGGAAAGUCGGCGUGAAUUCGGAACUAACAAAGACAACAAUGUGUUUCCGCACAAAGUAGUGCUGUGCGCCGUCUCUUCUCGCAACAUCAUCGCAUUUAGCGUCCUUCAGAGUCUCUCGAGUCACGUCUACGUGUGUGACAUUGUGACGCCUUGGCAGCAUUAUAAGGUCUGCUCUUCCAAAUCGCUAAUCAAUGUGCUGGAGUGGAGUGCAAACGGCGAGCAAUUGCUGCUUGGCUAUAUUGGCGGUCGCAUUGAGAUUUGGGAGCCCAAAGAGCACACAUUGAACCUUUGGCAGCUGCAGUAUCAUGCUAACAUUCCCAGCGAAGACAUUGUGCAGGCGAAAUUUUUCCACAACGGUAAAGGUGUCGUAUUCAACACGCAGAAAAAAGAUCACACCUACUAUGCUGAGAAAUUCGAGCGUCUGGAGCAGCGGCCAACAUUGACAGGCUUUGGCGGCGUCGCCACCGAGGGAUGCAUUCUGUUGACUUCGUCGGGAUUGUUGGCGGCUUUCACGCUGCCUCAACUGCAAAAAACGAACCCUAGCAAUAACAGUGGAGCUGAACCCGUAGACAACAGCGGUCAGGGCGAUCAAAUUGAACUGACGCCAGCGACGCACAGCAUUGGAAUCUCCCGCAGCUACAUCGAACACUGCAGCAUAGUGGCGAGCGCAACUGGAGCUCUCAAUGUGGCCUACAGCAUUGGUUGGCAGCAGCCUCAACAACUGGUUUAUUGCUUCAAGGUUUCGCUGCAAUUGGAAGGCGAAAAAAUUACAAUCAAGUCAGAAUCGUUGGCAAGCAUAUUUCUAAACGCAACGCCAGUUUCACAGCCCAGCAGGCGCAUCACGCAGCUGCUGUGGAAGCGAGUGGCCAACGACGAUGUCAUCUUCGUCGUCUUUGGCUCCCCUGAUGGCGGCAGUCUCCUGGAGCAAUGGACGCUCACUCGUCGUCAUCAGAAUGUUCAUGCUCUGCUGCAGCAAUCGACGACAGCAGCUGGAAACAACAAGUCCGUUGAUUUCUUGCCCAGCGAGAGCUGGGAACAAGUGGCCAAACUACAGUUAAAUUCCCAAAUUGCUCAUUUGUCCAGCACUCGUCUUAUUGCUGUGGACUGUGAGCAGUUGUAUGCUAUAAUGCAGGACAACAGUGUGGAUGUUCUGGAGCCGGGCACAUUAAAGAAGGUGAAUCAUACGCAAUUUGAACGCGAUGGCGACACAAGAUUCAUUUGCGCAGAUCUGACACCCACAAGUCAAAUGCUGAUUAUAUUCGAUAGUCAGGCCCAGUUGCAUGCCAUGCAAACUCCAAUGUUGAAGCAAACCACGGGCACUAUGCAGCUGCUCCAGUUGCUGCUCGAGUAUUGCAUUGUAACGGGCAUGGAUGCCAGCGAUGUCUUGAUGCUUAACCUGGGCAAUCUGGAAGCAUUGGUGGAGAAGUUAACCGAUAAUUUCACACGUCAACCGUCUUAUGUCCGUCAGUUUUAUUAUGCAAACUUUCUGGCGCUCAAGAGUAAUCUGUGCCGCGCCCAGCAGCAAGAGUUUGACAAUCUCAUCAUAUUGCACGCCAUUUCAAGUACAUUUAAGAGCCUUUUGCGGCCAUCGGAUCUGGGCUGCCAGGAUAAAGGACCGGCGGACAAUUUGGCCAUGAAACUGGCCGAGUCAGUGCCAGAUGUCGAUCUUGUUUUGCAGAAUCUGAACGCUAAGGACUUCACCGUUGAGCCAAUGAUGCUGCAGAGCCUGCAGCAGCUCAUCCAGUGGGUCACCGACUUGGCGCUCAAUAUGCUGAACCGGCUGCCCGACGAGGUGAUGAAAAGUAAAUUGUCGGGAAAGCGACCCAGCUACGAUAUAAGUCGCGACAUUGUGGCCAUUGGCAGUUUGCGUGAACUGCUGGUCAUGAUCCGGAUAUGGGGACUGCUGAAUCCGCAGUGCCUGCCUGUGUAUACUAAGACAAUGGAGAAUAUCGAUGUAUUGCUCAUACUUUUUAGACUGUUGACGCGGCUGGCGCAGAACACAGCAGAGCCGGACGAACUGCUACUUGACGAAUGCAGUUUGUUGUCAAAACAGUUGCUAAUACCACAACUCACCAAAUAUAACCCGACCACGUUGUUGAGCACGCAAGGAUACACCGCGGUAAAGUCAGGACAACUGGUCUUCACAUCGCAGGUGGAACCAGUUGGACUACAAGACAUUGAAAUGGAGCAGGUUGUGUUUUCCAAUUGUGUCAAGGAUGGCGUCAGCAAUCUUCAGAUCGGAGCCAGCCCCCAUACCAUUAGACGAUGCGCCCGUUGCGGAUUUGUGAAUAGCGCUAAUAAGGUGGCCAAGACGUCGGCUAUGAAAGCAUGGUGUAACAAGUGGUUGCAUUGCCAUUGCGGUGGAUUUUGGAAACAAAUUAAUUAG
Molecule: messenger RNA, 2485 nt
Organism: Drosophila albomicans
Lineage: Eukaryota; Metazoa; Arthropoda; Insecta; Diptera; Drosophilidae
Gene: MED16
Product: mediator of RNA polymerase II transcription subunit 16
Exons: 2
Coding region: 80-2485 (801 amino acids)
Biological process (GO): positive regulation of DNA-templated transcription
Cellular component (GO): mediator complex
Molecular function (GO): protein binding
Source: RefSeq, a predicted model, not a curated record